Pararge aegeria (speckled wood butterfly) is the source of this 2678-nucleotide messenger RNA. RefSeq lists its product as uncharacterized. The coding region runs from base 1 to 2595 and encodes 864 amino acids. The transcript has 19 exons. NCBI's taxonomy places the organism in Eukaryota, Metazoa, Arthropoda, Insecta, Lepidoptera, Nymphalidae. Gene Ontology annotation, biological process: detection of chemical stimulus involved in sensory perception of smell; sensory perception of smell. The record is from RefSeq and is a predicted model, not a curated record. Gene Ontology annotation, molecular function: olfactory receptor activity; odorant binding. Gene Ontology annotation, cellular component: plasma membrane.
AUGGGGUUCCUCCACCGCCUGUGGAGGAGAGCUACCCAAUGCAAAGCUUUAGAAGAGUCAAGCGGCGAGCUCGAAACUUUGUUUUUCGAAUCUGUCUACCGUGUAACGUAUUUUGCAGGAUGGUCAAUUCUCGACAGCAGCAUAUUGUACCAUAUCUACAGCGGAAUUCUAAAAUCAUCUGUUGGUUUUCUGAUUUGCUGUGAAACUUGGCAAUUGUUUAGUGAUUCGAGUAACUUGGAUGGCAUCAUCGAUAACGUGAACGUAACGCUUAUGCACUUCAUUGCGUUAUACAGAUACAAAAAUAUGCGUGAAAAUCGAGCCAUUUAUAAGAAAUUAGCAUCGGCUAUGGAAUCGCCAUAUUUCGACACGUCAACAUCCAGACGUAAGGCUUUGAUUAAAUUUUGGGCAGCUAGGAACGAAAAAUUCUUAAAACUACUCCUUGCUUUAGGUUCUUGCACAUUGGGUGCUUGGCAUAUCUAUCCACUGGUUGACGACAUUGAUUAUAAUCUAAUGGUAUCAGCUCGAUUUCCUUUCGAUUACCAGACUCCGAUAAGAUUUCCCAUAUUCUAUGCUAUAGUGUUGAUAGUUUUCAACUACGCAUCUCUGUUCGUGAUGGUGAACGACCUGAUCAUGCAGGCACAUCUCAUGCAUUUGCUGUGCCAAUACACCGUACUGGCGGAUUGCUUUGAAGGCAUUAUUUCUGAUUGCAUGGAUGAAAAUUGUAAGUGCGUUGUUAAAAUUUAUAAUUUUAAUCACUUAGCUUAUUUUAAAUCUUUCAAGGAUAGAUAUUUAAAGCGACUCAGCAAUUUGGUGGAACAACACAAAAUAAUUUUAAACAACACAACGGAUCUAAAACACUCCCUGAGCGUACCGAUGCUAGGUCAGCUGGCAGCGAGUGCUAUGCUAAUAUGUUUCGUCGGCUACCAAGCUACCACUACUGUUGGGCGAAAUAAAGUGAAAUUUUUCAUGAGCCUCUUGUACUUAAUGUACAAUCUAUUCGAGUUAUCUAUAUUUUGCAAAUGGUGCGAUGAAAUAAAAUUGCAGAGUGAAAACAUCGGCCAAUCGGUGUACUGUUCCGGCUGGGAGCGAGGUCUUGCCACUACUCCGGGUGUGCGCGCAACUCUGCUCAUCGUGGCCAGUAGGGCCCGCAAGCCCCUUGUACUCGCUGCGGGAGGCUUGUUUGACCUAUCACUCGCUUCGUAUACCACUUUAGUGAAGACGUCUUACUCAGCCAUCACUGUUUUACGGAGACUACAACAGAAAUGGGAACAACGCGGUGAACAGAUGACAUCAGGUGAGUCGCUGGGAGCCGCUGGAGGCAAGAGGCCCAGAACCGGCAUAAUGGAGGUACUGGGUCUUGUAUGGAAGAAGCUCACAAAUACAAACGCUCUUGAGUUAGCGAGUGGACAGUUCGAAAUAGAUUUUUUUGAGUCUGUGUAUAGAGUUAUCUAUUUCGCAGGUCUUUCAGCUUCUGACCGCGGGGUGCCGUAUAUGAUAUACAGUUCUGCUGUGAAAACAUUGCAGAUUUUAUUGGUAGCUUUCGAACUAUGGUACCUGUUCUCAGUAACUUGGACUAUCGAUGGAAUUACAAAUUGUAUGAACGUAAUACUUAUCCAAUUUGGUGCCUACUACAGAUACAAGAUCAUGAAGAUUAAUAAAGAAAUUUUCAAGAAUCUUGCAUCGUCAAUGGAAUCACAAAAUUUCGAUCUGUCUACGAAUCAGAGAAAAGUGAUCCUAAAUGUUUGGCGUACCAGAAAUGAGUCGUCGUUGAAACUACUCUUGUUCUUAGGAUCUAGUACCCUUAUUGCGUGGUUCAUUUACCCUCUAAUGGAUAACUUGGAAUACAAUCUACUGUUGGAGAUCAGACUGCCUUUUCAAUACCAAACACCGUCACGAUAUCCAUACGCAUACAUGGGAAACCUGAUAGCUUUAUUUUACAUUUCUUAUUUUGUGAUGUCAACUGACCUCAUCAUGCAGUCGCAUUUAAUGCAUUUGCUUUGUCAGUUUGCUGUGCUGAAGGAUUGUUUUCAGAAUAUUUUGACAGACUGUAAAUUAUUAUUAAAAGAUGAAGAUACUAUGGAUCUAGCAAAUGAUCAUUUAAACGAAAUGUUCAGGCGAGAAUACAUUAAAAGACUUGGAAACUUGGUGGAUCAACAUGUUUUCAUUUUGAACAAUACGCUCGAGCUCCGUGACAUUAUGAGCACGCCGAUGUUAGCCCAGCUGAUCUGCAGCACGGUGCUUAUUUGUUCCAUCGGUUUCCAAGUGGCAACUUCAGUGAACGUGAAUUUGACAAAAUGGCUCAUGAGUGUGUUUUAUUUGGGAUACAACAUGUUCGUUCAAUACGUCAUAUGCAGAUGGUGUGAGGAAAUAAAAAUUCAGAGUGAGGGGAUCGGUGAAGCGGUGUACUACUCAGGCUGGGAGAAUGGUAUCGUUACGGUGCCGGGGGUGAGCACAUCGAUCCUGUUAAUCUUGGCGCGCGCGAACAAGCCCGUGCGCCUUUCUGCUGGGGGAAUGUACGACCUUUCCUUGGAAGCUUAUGCGACAGUGGUGAAAACUUCUUACAGUGCCCUCACGGUUCUUCUUCGGUUUCGUUAAAUUCAAAUAAUAUCUUAUACCUGAAGAUUAUUUUAGAAUAGUUUAUUUAUCCUCUUUAUUGUUUAACUCUUUCAAUGGCACGG